AUGAAUGAAUCUAACUAUUAUUUUCAUGAUGGACAAUAUUUUUUUGCUUCAACUUCAUCUCAAGUUUCGCCUUAUGAAAUGAUUUUGUUGUUAAAUACUAUAACUGAACUCGAUGAUGAAAGUAUUAUCUAUGAUGAUCAAAACAUUUCUACUUCAAUUUUAUCCCAAGUUCCUCUACAUGAAACGAUUUCAACAUUAAAUACUGAAAAUGAACUCGAUGAUAAAAGUCUUACUUAUGAUGAUCAAAAUGGUUCUACUUCGAAUUCGUCACAAGUUCCUUGA
Dentiscutata erythropus is the source of this 282-nucleotide messenger RNA. NCBI's taxonomy places the organism in Eukaryota, Fungi, Glomeromycota, Glomeromycetes, Diversisporales, Gigasporaceae. The record is from the annotation of a GenBank genome assembly.